AUGGCAGCAAGACAACCCGGUCUGAAGAACGAGACAACAACUGGACAUGCAUUUAGUGUCAAAGGGCAAAGUGCCAUCGUAACCGGCGCUGGGUCAGGUAUCAACUUCUCUUUUGCAUCCCUGCUCCUCAGCCGUGGCUGUUCCGUCCUUAUUGCCGACCUUUCGCUUCGUCCUGAAGCGCAGAAACUAGUUGAAGAUUACAGUGCGAAAGAGCAAGGGAGACCACGAGCCGUCUUCCUCAAGACCGAUGUGACGGAUUGGCGGCAGUUGGAGCGCAUGUUCGUCGUAGGCAUACAAGAAUUUGGAAAGGUAGAUAUUGUAUGCCCUGGAGCAGGCAUCUACGAUCCGCAUUGGAGUAAUUUUUGGCAUCCUCCAGGCGUCGCCGGCGGCAAGAGUAGAGACAAGGUCGACGGAGGACGAUACGCAAGUCUCGACAUCAACAUAACACACCCCAUCCGCACGACACAACUCGCCAUUGCACACUUUCUUAACCCACCUCCUGGGAUGGACAGAGUGAGCGCGCAGAAUCCAAAGAGAGUCAUCAUCAUCUCCAGCAUUGCAGGCCAGAAUGCUAAUCUUAACACACCUCUAUACGUGGCGGGCAAACACGCCAUGAACGGCUUCAUACGCUCCCUAGGCACCCUCGAGGCAAAAAUAAACAUCCGCGUCAAUGGCGUGGCCCCAGGCGUUAUCAAAACACCGCUGUGGACCGAGCACCCGGAGAAGAUGGCAUUCCUCGACGAGACCAAGGACGCGUGGGCAACGCCCGAAGAAGUGGCGGUCGGUAUGUUGAGAUGCUUGGAAGAAGCCGAGUUGGGCGGAGGCAAGAUCCUUGAGGUGGGCGCAAAGCAGACGAGGCUAGUUGAGGCAUUGAACGAUCCAGGGCCGAGCGGAGCAGGACAUACGGUCAGCAAUCUUCAAGAACAGUACAGGGAGGUGUAUGAGUGGCUGCAGCAAGAUGGAUGGGGUGGAGGAAUUGGCAAGGCGAAGUUGUAA
Molecule: messenger RNA, 996 nt
Organism: Alternaria atra
Lineage: Eukaryota; Fungi; Ascomycota; Dothideomycetes; Pleosporales; Pleosporaceae
Exons: 2
Coding region: 1-996 (331 amino acids)
Cellular component (GO): cytoplasm
Molecular function (GO): oxidoreductase activity, acting on the CH-OH group of donors, NAD or NADP as acceptor
Source: RefSeq, a predicted model, not a curated record